This is a messenger RNA of Encephalitozoon intestinalis ATCC 50506, 654 nucleotides long. RefSeq lists its product as uncharacterized. The record is from RefSeq and is a predicted model, not a curated record. The transcript has a single exon. Lineage: Eukaryota; Fungi; Microsporidia; Unikaryonidae. Bases 1 to 654 code for a protein of 217 amino acids.
AUGAGCGAAUGCGAGUACUGUAAGUCUAGGAAGAUGCUUCCUCUUAAUGGAAAAUACUACUGCGAGGAGUGUGAAAUAUACUACGUAUACAAAGAUGGAAGACAGCAAUAUUCCAAUCUUCCUAUUGAGGAAAUAAGUCAAAUAUCUGUUGGAGACCAUCUUUGCAAAAAAUGUAGACUGAAGUACUCUGAGAAGAAGUCCAUUGUGUGCACUACAUUUCGUGAAUACUUCAAGAAGCUUCCUUUAUGUAGAAAAUGUAAGCAAAACAAUCAGAAAUGCAUAAAGAACACCUUCUUCCAAAACUUCAUACUUUACAGAACUUACAGCAGGGUUUUUUCGGUCCAAUCUGUUGUGUUCCACAGUAUAUGGCUUUAUUUAAUGGGAACCAUGUUCCUUAGUAAGCUUAUCAUCACUAACUUAAUUAUUUACAAAAGAAAAGGACUCAAGCUUUUAGAAUGUUUAAUGAGCUCUAUUCUCCUUAUCCCUCUUGGAUAUUGGAGUUGGGGUACCACCGUUUUCUAUUUAUAUUGCUUCCUUACAAUGGUUUUUUCUAAAAGAUGGUAUUAUAAGGUUCCUGUUAAUCUAGAUGGGCCUCCUCCAAACAUUUUGAAGUAUUUAGAACAUCUCAACAUAGGCCGAAAGAAAGACGGAUAG